Phytophthora infestans T30-4 is the source of this 840-nucleotide messenger RNA. RefSeq lists its product as uncharacterized. NCBI's taxonomy places the organism in Eukaryota, Oomycota, Peronosporomycetes, Peronosporales, Peronosporaceae. Bases 1 to 840 code for a protein of 279 amino acids. The transcript has 3 exons. The record is from RefSeq and is a predicted model, not a curated record.
AUGUCGUCUGCAUCUGAUAUUUCUGCUUUUGAGCAUUCCGUUGAACCAGCUCCUGCUGAGACACUCUUCCGUGAUAAGAAAUGGACAUAUAAUCAGAACAUAACGUCUAACACCGGUCAGUAUACCGGGCAAAUCCAAUUUAAUCUUUUAACGAUCUCUUCGCAAGCUGCAUUUGUCAAUUGGGAAGAAGCCGUUAUCGAGCUUCCAGUCAAGCUUCAAAUUCUUAAUGGUGGUGCUGGUUCGGUCACCUCGACUGCUGUCUGCACUAUUGAUCAAUUGACACCAAAGGCCGGAGAAUGGCAGCUCAUUGACAGUGUUCAGGCUGUUAUUGACGGAACCACCGCUAUCACUGAAACGGACUAUAACACGUAUGUGAAACAUGGUCCAACCAGCAACUUUGUACUGGAUGAAUAUACCACGCCAAUGAUUCAAGGGGCUUCCGCAGCGGCUCAAUCGCUUGAAAGCUUGGCUACUUCGUCGUUUUUGACAGCUACUAAUAGCGUGGGUGAGUUUGGAUUGGCUAACACAUUCUCGAACCGACGAGCCGCCGAACGAUCGCUCUUUACUGCUCUUGACCAACAAAGCUCGAAACUUGCAUUCGAUGUUAUGGGGGGCAGCGCAAAUCUUCAGGCUGUAUCGAAAUCUCAAGUGUAUGUGGCUCCUGCUAGCGCCGUUACUGCUGGCUCGCCAUUUUACGUCGCUCAUUAUUUGGCUUGCAUCAAAUUGCAGGAUAUCUGUGACUAUUUCAAGAAAUGCCCAAUGCAGAAGAACCCGCGCGGUUUUAUUUACCUCAAUUACAAUAGCUCAUCUACUACUUUGGUUACGACUGCAACAACAUGA